CCCGUCUUCUUCUUCCCCACCCCCACCCCACCAUUUCUGUCUCAUUGUCGUGCUCUAAUAAGAUCUUCCUCAUCAGCCGUAACAAUACCCUCCCGCGACGGCAGUCAUCACCGUCUCCGUCUCCGUCUCCAUCUCUCUUUCCGGCUUCCGCUCAAGCUCUCUCCCCAUCACCGUACCCUCGCCGGUUCCUUGACAUGUCUGCCUCGGAUCACAGGGAGACUUGCCGAUCGGACGGCAACGGCAAUGCCGAAAUCGGCUCGGUCGAGGCCGAUUAUGCUGAGAUCGUGGUAGUGCGUCACGGGGAAACGGAAUGGAACUCCGACAGUAGAAUUCAGGGCCAUCUAGAUGUUGAACUAAAUCAAGCUGGGAAACAGCAAGCAGCUGCAGUGGCUGAUAGACUUUCGAGGGAAGGCAAAAUUAAUUCAGUAUACUCUUCUGACCUUAAGCGGGCUUUUGAGACAGCACAAGCAAUUGUGACUGCCUGUGGCGGUUUGGAGGUAAUAAAAGACCCAAAGCUACGGGAAAGGAAUCUAGGAGAUCUUCAAGGCCUUCAGCUUAAAGAGGCAGCAAACCUUAAACCUCUGGCUUAUAAGGCCUUUUUGUCUAAUCGGACUGAUCAAGAAAUCCCUAUUGGAGGAAAAUUCUUGGUCGCGGUCAAACUAAGGCUACAUUGGGAGAAACCAGACCAUGCAGAGUUUUUAUCACUCACCAAGGUGGUGGAGAAAGUAUCGAUCAACUCUACCAACGAUGCACAUCUUCGCUUCAAAAUAUUGCGAGGAAGCACAAAGGGGAACGAGUAGUGGUGGUCACUCACGGGGGAGUAAUCCGAUCACUUUACCAGCGGGCUUGCCCAAGCAGACGGUUUGGGAAGGUAUUGAACACAUCAGUCAAUAUAUUCCACUUGUCUGAUGGAGGCAACAAGUGGGUCUUGCGAUCCUCAGGUGAUGUCAGUCAUCUCGACCGGGCAGGUUUUCUUGAGACGGGUUUCGGAGGGGAUAUAAAAUCUGGUUGAUUCCUUUAUCUUUGAACUCACCAAAUUUGCAUAUCGAAACCACAUAAAUGCUCGGCAUCAUCAAGAGUAACUUUCUUUCAUAGAUAGGCUAUGGAAAUCGGCAUAAGUUAUUGUUGCCUCUCUCUUGAUGUUUCAAAUUGUUCGAAGCAAGUUAUUGUAUGAUCAUCCUGUUAUUACCGAUCCCUAAUCCAAGACCAGGAUAAUAUUCGGAGGACUCUUCUGACCAAACAAAAAAUUAUGGAAUUGUCAGCAAAGUUAUUUGUUUUCUCU
Molecule: messenger RNA, 1282 nt
Organism: Punica granatum (pomegranate)
Lineage: Eukaryota; Viridiplantae; Streptophyta; Magnoliopsida; Myrtales; Lythraceae
Source: RefSeq, a predicted model, not a curated record